Lingula anatina is the source of this 1669-nucleotide messenger RNA. RefSeq names its product alkaline phosphatase-like. Lineage: Eukaryota; Metazoa; Brachiopoda; Lingulata; Lingulida; Lingulidae. Gene Ontology annotation, molecular function: alkaline phosphatase activity. The record is from RefSeq and is a predicted model, not a curated record. Gene Ontology annotation, biological process: dephosphorylation.
GCCUAUUUGAGCCGAGUCACAUGCAGUAUGAAGGUGAAAGGAACCAUGCCAUGGAGCCGUCCUUGGCAGAAAUGACCGAAAAAGCCAUCAAAAUACUGAAGAAAAAUGCCAAGGGAUUUGUUCUCCUUGUCGAGGGUGGAAGAAUAGACCACGGCCACCAUGCGUCGUUAGCUCGCCAUGCGGUCACAGACACCAUCGCCAUGGAGGCGGCGGUAAAAAAGGCGGCGGAACUCACGAGCGCAAAUGACACGUUGACUGUGGUCACUGCAGACCAUUCCCACGUCUUCAACAUCGGUGGAUAUGCCGGACGGGGUAUCCCGAUUUUGGGUGUUAAUGAUGCAGAGAACGACAAGAACGGCGUUCCCUACACGGUGCUAUCGUACGGGAACGGCCCUGGGUACACGGCACCACGUGAGGACCCGACCACCGUCAAUACAUCAUCAUGGAACUACGUGUACCAAAGCGCAGUUUUGACAGCCUCAGAAACUCACGGAGGAGAGGAGGUUCCGGUUUACGCGCAAGGUCCCAUGUCUCACCUCUUCGAUUUUGUAUACGAGCAGAGUUACAUCGCACACGUCAUGGCGUACGCGGCGUGCGUGGGGCCCAACAAAGACCACUGCAAGAUGGCGCCACCAACCCCUACUACUUCUGGUGGAUCUUCUUUAGAGUUUUCUGUGACAAAGGCAUUGGUUGUGACGAAAAUGGUAGUCGCUGUGAUGGUAGCAGUCAUUCUUUAGCGGAUACAUCUUUAGGCAUCAUUUCCUGACACAGUUAUAGUUUUUCAAAGAAUUAUAGCAGAAUUGAAGCAUUCUACUUUUUUGAGGACCAUUUUCUUUUUACUUUACCGUUUCCUUUUUUUUCUAUACAAGUGCAUAAUCUGAAAGUCAGACAGGAUUCGUUUACACUCAAAUCGCUGUGAUUUCAUCAGUAAGAUGAUAGCAUUACACGUUUAUAUUAUUUGAUAAUCCACAUUUAUCUGUUUUAGUGUAUAUAAACAAAGCAACUCUGUUUUAGCUUUUUAGUCCUUACUUCAAUAGAUUACAUUUUUUUCUAUCUACAUAACCACACUGCAGAAUAUUCAUUUCAACCAGAGAGAUAUUCAGUAUUUGAUAUUUGAAUAACAAAAAGGAUUAAUAUAAUAUAAAUAGAAAAUCAUAGGAGCAUUUAUUUGUUAAGAUAAGAUUUUCAUAGAGAUGUUAAAAUGAUUUAAUAUUCCAAAGCAACAGAAUUUGAACUUACUGUAUAUAAAAUCAUGGAAGUAUAUAAUACGAGGAAAAACGCACAUGCACACAAUCAAUAACGCCUGUAAAAAGAAACCAGUUUUUUUUUUCAAUCAAGCAGAGCCACUCGGUAAAUUUAAAUUGAAACUAAAACAUAGUUUGGUAGUUAUUGCGACUAGUUAUAGCGACUAGCGAGGUGUUGGACGGCGAAAACAUUGGCGGACAGAUACGGAUACAGUGCAGUGAUCAGGGUACAUACAGAUAUAUAGGGGGUUUUGUCUGGCUGUGCAGGCAUAUUAGUCAACUAUGAACAGCCGUUUGAUUAGCGAUCAGCACAGGUUUCAAACGACUGCGCAUGUGCGAAAAGCGCGCUGUUUGAAAUGAACAAGUUGGUGAAAUUGACAAAGCCUGCCGGCGUUUACCGUCUGGUUGAUUUUAUUUCAUUAGCU